Corythoichthys intestinalis (scribbled pipefish) is the source of this 3563-nucleotide messenger RNA. Its product is annotated as transmembrane prolyl 4-hydroxylase-like. NCBI's taxonomy places the organism in Eukaryota, Metazoa, Chordata, Actinopteri, Syngnathiformes, Syngnathidae. Gene Ontology annotation, biological process: peptidyl-proline hydroxylation to 4-hydroxy-L-proline. The coding region runs from base 294 to 1802 and encodes 502 amino acids. The record is from RefSeq and is a predicted model, not a curated record. Gene Ontology annotation, molecular function: procollagen-proline 4-dioxygenase activity; L-ascorbic acid binding; iron ion binding. Gene Ontology annotation, cellular component: endoplasmic reticulum. The transcript has 9 exons.
CAUUUCAAAUGAGUAUCAGUAGUGAGCAGUCUAAUGAUGGCUCUCAGUCGCGGAUUACGUAUUUUAGAUAAUGAUAAAAUAUUUAUUAACGCAAGAAAAUGAACGUAUUCCUACCUGCAUUUUUUCCGCAAUCAACAACCUCAUUUAUUUGGGGAAAAUAACAGUGGUCGAAGGCGUCAUUUUCUUCAUCGAAACAGAGCUAGCUAAACAUCCGGUCUCAGAUCAUCAGACAAAUUUAAGCAACACAAACAUUGAUCCCAUAAAGCCAAAUAAGUCACUUGAUAGAAGGAGACAUGGAAGACAUCCAGGAGAAUCUACAGCAUGAGGAGGAUUCGUCUGUCGGCGACUUUGCAUCCUCGUCUUCCAGCAAUCACCCUCCUUUACGCUCCACGCGACUUCCUGUCCAAAGGAGCAGCGUCUGUUCUCGGGCUUAUUUCGUCGUGGUGAUGGUCUUCUUUCACGUCUACAUUCUGAAUGUUAUCGCCCUAUUGCUAUACGUCCACUACAAUAACGGCCCCGGGAAUAUCGUCAGUAGUGAUGGGACUUCCUCUGCCGGCGAGGGGGAAAGUCCUUCCCUUGAGUCCAUGCCUCCCCCAAGAGAACCCCAUGAAGAGGAGGAAAGUCAUGUCAUCAGGCUUCCUCGGAUUGAGGGGAUCAGGGUGGGACAUAUUCAGUCGGUGUCCCUCAUGUCUGAUAGAAGACACAAGAUGAAGACACUCAGCCUGAAACCUCUCUUAUUCGAGAUCCCUGGCUUCCUGUCAGAGGAGGAGUGCCGAGUGGUCGUGCAGCUGGCUCAACUCAAGGGUCUGAUUGAAAGCCAGAUGACAGCAGACAGCCAGGGACAAGAAGAGUCAAACCAGCCACUUCUGUCUCUGAGCAACGAGGAGGUCUUCAGUCUUUUGGACCUCAAUCAGGAUGGGUUACUGCAAAAGCAGGAGAUUGUCAGCCACUCACAUUCUCGAGAUGGGACUUGGUUGAGUCCCAAAAAUCUGCGUCAGAUACUCACUAGCCUGGAAGCCUGCUCCACAGGGAUGCUUAACCUGGAGGAUUUUCAACAUGUUUACGAUCCAUCCCAAGGACAAGAACAAAGUGGAAAGCUCCGCAAUCAGUUCAACCAGAGAAGAAAACAUACAGGGCUUUAUCAAGGCCCGGGAUCACAUCACGUGCUACAGAAACUUAAAAACAGAGUAAUAACCUUGACACGCCUGCCAACCGCAUUGGUUGACAUGAGCGAGCCGCUGCAAGUGUUUCGGUAUGAGCUUGGAGACUUCAGCGACGCUCAUCAUGACAGCAGCAAUCCUCAUGCGGAGACCGCCUGCUCGCACACACGACUGGCAGGAAAUGCCUCUUCCCUCGCAGAGAUCUCCUGCAGGUAUCUUACUGUGUUGAUCUACCUCAGUUCUGUUGAAGAGGGCGGUGAGACCACAUUUCCUGUGGCCGACAACCGUACCUAUGAUGAACAGGCACUGAUCCAAGAUGGAGUUGAUUUAACAGACACCCGGAAGACAUGUGGCCAAGGGAACCUCAGAGUUAAACCCACGGUUGGGACGGCACUCCUCUUGUACAACCAUCUCUCCGAUGGCCAAGGUUGGAUGGGUGAACUGGAUGAGUAUUCGCUGCACGGUGACUGUGUGGUGAAGCGUGGCCUUAAGUGGGUUGCCAACAGCUGGGUAAAUGUGGACCCGGACUAUCAGCAGCAAGCACAUUACCAAAGUCUACUUACUGAAAGGCAUGACGCUAAGUCAGACAUGGAAGAACGUUCCCUACCGCUUUCACACUUUGACCUCCACCAAGAUCUUUAGCUGAGCUCCUCUUACUGACCACCCCUUGACAGAUGUUUACCUUAGUGUUGUAUACAUUUGUAUGAAAAACACACAGCUUCACCUUUUGGUCUUGCAUAAGCCUAUCAUAUCUCAUGACAUUUUGAUGAGGGAAGAUCAUCUUUACUUUAAUAGAGGUUCAGUGGGCUAGAGGUUGACAUGCAAUAGAUUAUUAAAAGCACAUGUGUGCUAUGAUAGGCUGAAGGCUGCACCCUACUACUUAACUCAUCACCUACAGGCAGCUCGGAACCCACAGGCAACAAUAAUUCCACACUCCCCUCUGUUGAGAAAUUACUAAACUACAGAAGAUCUCCCUCUACUGGCUAACCUCAAACUAUAAUGCCGCAAUUAAUUAGCCUUGAUAAAAUUUAAUCGGGCUCUGGAAAUACUAGCCCAUUCUACAGCGCUCCCAAGUUUCAAGAUGAAAGGUUCACAAAUGAUGAAGUAGGAGUAGUAGAAUUUCAAAGUUAGUGUCUACAAGAAGGACAACAACCACAACCUGAGUUAGGUCUUGACAGGCCUUCAGCCUGUGAAAACUAGCACGAGUAUGCCCUAGCCUAGAACAUUACGGGGAGAAGGCUGUGCGGGAAUACCCUUUACUGGUUAACUCCUAAUCCACAAGCACCAUAAAUUCAUGUGCUCUGUGCGCAUGCCCUCUACUGGCUAACUCCUGCAGCAGGGGCAACAGAGGCACCAAUAGGUCCACAAUAAUCAGCUCUCUUCCAAAAAAUGAGCUCUCAGGAUUGAUACACUGGCCCAUUCUACAUACCUACCAAGUUUCAGAUGAUCGGUUCACAAAUGAUGGAGGAUUAGGACUUCAAAUUUAGUGUAUGCAAGAACAACAACAACAACCUGAGUGGCGACUUGACAGCCAUCUGAAAAAAAAAAAUAGCGUAUAUUGCGCACUAUAGACUGCCUAACUAUAAGCCGCUACAUCCUCAUUUCAUAAACGCUAAGAAAAACAUGCAAAUAUAAGUAGAUAAACCGCAUCUGGGUAUAAACUGCAGGUGGCCACAUUGAAAUGCUAUUUUAAAUGUUUGAUGACUACAAACACCACUAAUACAGCUGUAAAAUAAAAUUGAAGUUUUUUUCUAAUUGAAUUACUCUAGUUAAUCCAUUAAUCGUUGAAGCACUAAGUGAAUCUAUAUUAUCCAUUCAGAAUCAGAAAACUUUCGAGACCAUACAAAUCUAUAAACACAUAUUCUACACAUACUUUAUAGAACACAAUUUACCAUAUUUAAAAUUAAUCUUGCAUUCUGUUAUAAAUGUCACAUUUUAAAUACAAAAGUGAGGAUAAGUGGCAUGGAAGUUAAAUGAAUGUAUUAAAUGAAAGACGUUAAAGUGGUGAUCUUUAUUAAGUUACUAUAAUUGCACAUUCAGGACUUAUUUAUAUUCAAAAACAAAAACUUCGUGGUUUUUUUUCGUGUUUAUUUAUGAUAUCACAUAUAUUUAUUAAUUGCUGUAUUUAAGAGUUAUUUAUUGCCCUUUUGGGCCAGUUAAGUUAUUGGAAUGCGUAUUUAUUGGUGUUGCACUGACUCUUGUCUUUCAAUUGUGUUUUAUGAAAUGAAGGGUGUCUUAAGUUUACUCAACGUUGUCCUUGUUUUAUUUUCACGCCAACCUUGUUACAUAAAAUUUGUCCACUAGAUGUCAGCUGUAGCACAUUCGCCUGAUGACUGGCUCUACGUGUUGAAAGGCCAUUAAAUACUGUGACCGCUGUAAAAGAUUGAGUUUAGCAGGACGCCG